AAUCGACUAGGGGCGGGCUCGUCCGAGUAAACAGCUGAUCCGCGGCUGGUUGUUGUUGUUAACGUUGUUGUUGUUGUCAUCGUCGUUGUUGUUGUUUUAAGCGUCCGAGCUCUCUCCUCGUUUAUUCAUCGACGCGGGCGACGGUUCAAGCGGGAGCGCCGCGUCCCGACAGCCUCGUAAGUUGAAACGAAUCGUGGAUUUAACCAACGCAGCAGCAGCAGCAUCAGCACCACCAUCAAGGGGCCAGAUGUGGGCCACUUGACCAAUGGACUCAAGCCUCUUGAUUCUUUCGGUGCGCGCGUAGGUGCCUGCCUGCCCAUGGGGAGUCUGUGCUUCCCUUGUCUGGGUGGGCAGAACGGGGACCAGGAGGACACGCAGGACUUGGAGCUAAGAAGAGCGCAGUUGGCGGCGGCGGCAGAGAAGAGGAUCCAGGAGUCGUCUGCCCGUGGCAUUAAAGACCCCGAGGGGGUGGCGCGCAAGAAGAAGCAGCGGGAGGAGAUGGAGCGUAAGUUGGCGGAGGAGGCGCGCUCGCCCGGGGAAGGAGGAGGCCUUGCGGGUGAGAGCGCGAUGAAAACACUUUCUCGGUGA
Messenger RNA from Lethenteron reissneri (Far Eastern brook lamprey), 588 nucleotides. It is a transcript of the gene SVIP, whose product is annotated as small VCP interacting protein. Gene Ontology annotation, biological process: negative regulation of ERAD pathway; negative regulation of VCP-NPL4-UFD1 AAA ATPase complex assembly; positive regulation of autophagy. Gene Ontology annotation, cellular component: endoplasmic reticulum membrane. The record is from RefSeq and is a predicted model, not a curated record. Lineage: Eukaryota; Metazoa; Chordata; Hyperoartia; Petromyzontiformes; Petromyzontidae.